AUGAAAACUUUAAUCACCUUCUUUGUUCUGCUCAUUUCGCUUUCAUCAAUACAAGGGUGGUGCGAUACUGAACAGGAACUAAACAGUAGAUUUGAACGCGGUGUGUCCUACCUUGAUGCGGAACAGUACGAUCUGGCACUCGCCGAAUUUCAAAACAUCCGGCAGGAAUUCACGACCUCAGAGAGUAUUGGAAGUCUCGCAGAGUGCUAUAUCGGCAUUGUCUAUCAGGAGCUUAACAGCUUAAGCGAAGCGGUAACAGCAUAUCAGAGUGCUUUAGCACUGAAAGCACCGCAGGAUGUGCAUGGAACCGCGCACCUUCAUUUAGGCAUCGUUUACAAAACGCAAGGCGAAUUGACGCAUGCCGAAAACCAUCUCAGACAAGCACUCAUCCUACUUCCUGAAACCUCAGAAGUACACAUCCAUCUCGGUGAUGUGUAUGUGCUGCAACACCGAUUGAACGCCGCUGGAAACGCCUAUCGCGAGGGUAUCCGCUUAAAUCCUGACCACACUGAAUCCUAUUACGGAUUGGGAAGGGUGUCAGAACUACAGAAUCGCCUACAACAGGCGAUGGAAUAUUACGAUGCCGCGCUUGUGCGAAAUCAGUAUUUAUCACAGGCACAUUAUCGGCGCGCCCUCACCUAUCGACGGCUUGGGAAUAGCGAACAAGCAGCUGCUGCGAUGGCACAGUUUCAACACUUGAAAACCUACGAAGACACGGUCCAUCAGUAUAGGGAAGCACUCUACCAAAAUCCGAACCUGCCGAUGCUAUACAUCAAAUUAGGGGAACUGCACGAGGCGUAUAACAAUUUAACAGCCGCAGUUCGGGUUUACGAAACUGCCACACAGGUGCAUCCGUCUUACUUGCCAGCGCACACUCAUCUCGGUGAAGUCCUCAUCAAACAGCGAGCGUUUGAAAAAGCGGCACUGACGUAUCAGAAAGCCACAGAAAUCGCACCAGACGACUCACAGACAUGGCUGAAGUUAGGUGUCAUUUAUAUCAACCAACAGCAGUUUGAACCAGCGAUCGCAGCGUUCAAGCGUGCAAUUGUUGUAGAUAGCACAGCAGCAGAAGCAUAUAACAACUUGGCGCGCCUUUAUUCAGGACUCGGUAAAGAGAUGCAACAGGCAAUUGACUUAGCAAAACACGCUGUCUCUUUGGCACCAACUGCGAGACACUACGAUACGCUCGCAUACGCCUACUAUCGCAACACACAAUAUGCCGAAGCUUUAGAAGCGAUUCAUCAAGCCAUCGCGCUCGCACCAGAUACAGACGCAUACAACAACCUACUAUUGAAAAUUCAGGCGGCGCAAAAGGAGGAUAGAUGA
This is a messenger RNA of Geodia barretti, 1326 nucleotides long. The record is from the annotation of a GenBank genome assembly. NCBI's taxonomy places the organism in Eukaryota, Metazoa, Porifera, Demospongiae, Tetractinellida, Geodiidae.